AUGAACCUAACAGCCAAAACAGUCAAAACUUGCUCCAGGCACUUUAUAAGCCUAGAUGAUUAUGUGACAAGGUUAGUACUCAGGAAGCAGUGGAUAUUUCCUCGUCGUUUUUUGUGUAAGCUACAAGUUAAUUAUCAUAAACUACUUAUGAAUUUGUUGAUAGAUAAGUGGAUAGAGUCUGAUUUUUGGUCUGGAGUAUGUGGUAAUAACUGUGGCGGUGGUGGUAUUUGCCAGAAAAAAUUGGCAGACAAAGUGAUCGCAGACAGGAACGAUGGCGAUAGCGAUGGUUGCUGGAACUGGCGCCAGCCGGAAAAGGAGGAGAUCACACAUGAAAAGAGAAAACCAUAUUACAUUCUCAAACAUUUGGAAACUCGGCUAAAGAAUAGAGACUGGACAGGUCACGGAGGAUCAAACCAUGCUCUACAUAGUAGAUAUCAUGUUGAAGUUGUGAGAUUUCAUACAAAUGAUUAA
This is a messenger RNA of Vicia faba (fava bean), 471 nucleotides long. NCBI's taxonomy places the organism in Eukaryota, Viridiplantae, Streptophyta, Magnoliopsida, Fabales, Fabaceae. The record is from the annotation of a GenBank genome assembly.